Messenger RNA from Aspergillus sclerotioniger CBS 115572, 474 nucleotides. RefSeq lists its product as uncharacterized. The transcript has a single exon. The record is from RefSeq and is a predicted model, not a curated record. NCBI's taxonomy places the organism in Eukaryota, Fungi, Ascomycota, Eurotiomycetes, Eurotiales, Aspergillaceae. The coding region runs from base 1 to 474 and encodes 157 amino acids.
AUGGUUGGCCCUAAGAGUCAGAUCCCCGCCAUCUACGACCGGGCCAUCAACAAGUAUCGUGAAAUCACCGACGACUCUCUCGACAUGGAGUUCCUGGCAAAACUCCAAAACGUCGAUGAUCUCAUGAGUGAGAUCGAUGCCAGAAAUGCGAAAUUCAGCGAGUUUCGCGAGAAGCGCGGGGUGUUGUUUGAUGUUCUCAAGACGGCCUUGAUCCCCGUCGAACUGUUCGGGAAUCUGGCCGCUGGAGGCGCUUCGAUGGUCUUCCCCCCUAGCAGCUUGGUCUUUGGUGCCGUCACGUACUUGAUGAGUGCUGCAAAGGGGGUGUCGACCUCGUAUGAUGCCAUUCAGGAUCUGAUGGCGACGUUGAAGGUACAUCACCGUUACGAUGCUCGAGAGUCGAUGUGGGAAAUCAUUCUGAACAGUAUAGGACUUUACGAUCCGACUCAAGGCUUACAGUCAGGAGUUCAUCUCUGA